AUGUCGUCGAAGUCAAAACAAGCGAUUUGGAACAGAAAACAAGUAAAAUGUUUAAUAGAAGCGGUAGAAGCAAGGGAGUUGUUUAUGGAACGACUCAACUCCCUGCCUUUUUUCAAGACAGUAUCGAAUUCGAUACACCUGCCCCUCCCUAUAGUCGAGUUGGAAGAAAAAUCCCAAAAUGACAUACUCACUUCGUUGUACUUGAUGCGCAGUGAGGACAAAGCUCCUCACAAACGACAGUCUACGCGCAUCAGAGGUUCCUUUACUUGUUCGAAAUGCAACAGGAACUACAUUAGGAAGGAUUCCUUGCAAAGACACCAGACGUAUGAGUGCGACAAGGAACCACAGUUCCCUUGUCCUUUUUGUCCGCAAAAAUGCAAAAGACGGACACAUCAAAUAAGACAUAUAAAAAGACAGCAUCCCGAUCAGUUGGGAAUAUUGAAAGAAAAUAAUCCUGAACUGAAAACUGACUUGUUGGGAUCUGAAAAUGACUGA
Molecule: messenger RNA, 495 nt
Organism: Sitophilus oryzae (rice weevil)
Lineage: Eukaryota; Metazoa; Arthropoda; Insecta; Coleoptera; Curculionidae
Product: longitudinals lacking protein, isoforms F/I/K/T-like
Exons: 2
Coding region: 1-495 (164 amino acids)
Source: RefSeq, a predicted model, not a curated record